Salvia hispanica is the source of this 1321-nucleotide messenger RNA. RefSeq names its product RING-H2 finger protein ATL64-like. The record is from RefSeq and is a predicted model, not a curated record. Gene Ontology annotation, biological process: protein ubiquitination. Gene Ontology annotation, molecular function: transferase activity. NCBI's taxonomy places the organism in Eukaryota, Viridiplantae, Streptophyta, Magnoliopsida, Lamiales, Lamiaceae.
UUAUAAAUCCACAAUUCAUCACUAGUUGCUUUCUCACUCAUCUUUCAUCUCUCUCACACUAAACAAUUCUCUGAAAUUCGUGUAACUUUUGGGGAUUUGCAUGUCUAUACCGGACGAAAAUCAAGUGAUGGCGGCGGAGCCGGGGCAGGGCUACGCUUUGAGCGGGAAGAUAAUGCUCAGCGCCAUCGUGGUCCUCUUCGCCGUCGUCGUUUUCAUGGUGGCCCUCCACCUCUACGCGCGGUGGUACCUCGUCAGGCUCCGUCGCCGCCAAAUCGAGCGGCGCCGCCAGCGCCGCGGCGCCCGGCCCCACGUCGUGCUCUACGCCGACAGCGUCCUCCCCGGCGCCGACCGCGGCCUCGAGCUGGCCGUGCUGAACUCGCUCCCGGUGUUCCUCCACCACCACCAGGCGGCGGAGAAGGAGAAGGAGCAGGAGGUGGCGCCGCCGCCGGAGUGCGCCGUCUGCCUGUCGGAAUUCGAGGAGAAGGAAAUCGUGCGGCUGCUGCCGAAAUGCAACCACUCCUUCCACAUAGAGUGCAUAGACAUGUGGUUCCGGUCGCACUCCACCUGCCCGCUCUGCCGCUCGCCGGUCGAGAAGGUGGUGGGCCACGCCGCCGCGGAGCCGCUCGAAUCGGUGGAGGACUCGAAUUCGUCGGAACCGGGUUCGAGCUCGAGGCCCGGUUACUGCGACACGUGUCAACACGCGGAAGGGGAAACGACGUCGUCGUCAACAUCCCUAGGGGCGAGAAAGGGGGCGGAUUUGGUAGGGGUGAGAAUUGAGGUGCCGGCAAGGCGGCCGGAGGCGGUGUUCGAGCUGACUCAGAGCUCGCCGGCGAGUCGGCUAGCGUAUUUCAAGAGAAUUCUCAGUAUGGGGAGGAGGUCCCCGGCGGCGGGGGCGGGGGCAUCCUCGUCCAGUGGCGGGUGGGGCCCGACGACGCCGCGUGGGGUAGGUACGAGUGGUGGGGCCCACGAGUUGGAUUUGGAGAGUGGGAUCGGUGAGUCAAAGCGGGUAACGGGUGGGGUAGUGGAAACGAGGUGAGGAGGGAGGCUUCCAGGAAACCACGCCGUACUUUCGAGGAAAACGACAGCGUAUUGCGGUCCAAAAUUUUCUGUAACUAGUGUUGGACGCGUGGCGUGCUCGUAAAGGAGAUUAGAUUCCGCUGUUUCAAUUAGACUCAAAUGUAUUGGAAAACGUGGAUGGAAUUAUCACUAUGCUAGUGGCCUAGUGGGAGAUAUUUUAAAUUGUUUCUUUUAUUUGUAAAAAGUGUGUAUAUUAUAUUUAGAUUUAAAUGAUAGUGAUCUAUCGACAUCGAUUUGUAUUGAA